CAGCCGCGGAGAAAAUCUCGCAACUCGCAGCACUUGCCGUAACCUUAUUAGUCUUGUCUAUAAUUACAGUUUGCGCUUUGCAUGUUACGUGUUUCUUUUUUUAAUAUCUCUCUUAUUCUGAACAAGUGAGAAACAAUAUCUUUGUGUUGUGAAAGAAAUUUUGAGAUGAUAAAUUAGAAUUGUAUCUGUGUGCAUGUUUCAAUAUAUCUCUUUUAACUUCGAAAACAUAACCUCCAGACAUAACUCGUGAUUCAUAAAGUAUCUCUUCAAAACAAAUUCAAAGAUCUGUCAAGAAUGGCAGAUGUGCGUGAUAUCCUAGACAUUGAAGUUCCAACAACUACGGAACUUACAAAAGAGUCGAUACUGGGUAGUGACAAAAAGAAUCGUAAGAAGUAUGACUACAAGGUGCCAAAACGUCCAGAGGGUAUGCACCGCGAAGUAUUCGCGCUACUAUGCAAGGACAAUAACGAUGUUCCGCCGAUGUUUCCGACGGACACUGGGAAAGGAUACAAGCAAGCGCGCGCUAAGCUUGGUAUGAAGAAAGUGCGACCAUGGAAAUGGACACCAUUUACUAAUCCGGCACGCACAGACGGUGCUAUCUUCCACCAUUGGCGACGUGUCGCUGACGCUGGAAAAGAGUAUCCCUUUGCUAAGUUCAAUAAGAGAGUACCUGUCCCGACGUAUACAAAUGCAGAAUAUGUACAGCAUUUAGUAACCAAUGGUUGGACACGAGCAGAGACGGACCAUUUGUUUGACUUAUGCAGAAGAUUUGACCUUAGGUUUAUCAUUAUCAAAGACAGGUGGGAUCGUGCCAAGUUUGUUGCAAGAUCUGUAGAAGAAUUAAAGGAGAGGUACUACCAGGUAUGUGCUGCAUUGACAAAGGCAAAAUCUCAUACUGACAAGGUGUAUGUCUUUGAUGCGGAACAUGAGAAACGUAGGAAGGAACAGCUGAAAAAGUUGUUUGAACGUACUCCUGAGCAAGUGGAGGAAGAACAGACACUACUGGCUGAAUUGCGUAAGAUUGAACAAAGGAAAAAGGAGAGAGAUAGAAAGACACAAGACCUGCAAAAAUUAAUCACAGCUGCUGAUCACCAAGCAGAUCCCAGGAAGAGUGAGAGGAAAUCUUCCAAAAAGAGUAGUAGUUCUAGGAAUAGACCAAAUAAAACUGACACUUCGCAUGCAGUGGAAUCAGCUGGAAUUAAAUUCCCUGACUUCAAAAACAGUGGUGUUACUCUUCGUUCUCAGAGAAUUAAAUUGCCAAGCAGUCUUGGUCAAAAGAAGAUGAAAGGCAUCGAGCAAAUGCUGAAUGAAUUACGAUUAGAAUUAAACCCACCACCAACGGAACAGAUAUGUCAACAAUUUAACGAACUCCGAAGCGAUAUAGUUUUGCACUACGAGUUGAGAAGUGCAUUGUCGACAUGCGAUUAUGAGUUGCAGUCCCUGAGGCAUCAAUAUGAAGCACUAGCACCAGGAAAGACUUUAACCAUACCACCGGCGCUUUUACCAAAAACGGAACCAGAAGUUAAAGCGGAUAUUAUUGAUGUAGUAGGAUCACCCAGUACGCCCAGUGUUACCCAUUAAUUAAAGAAAAGACAAAUAGAUGAGAGGGUGAUCGAAUAUAUUAUGUAAAUAUAAUUUCUUUAGCAACGAUUUUUAUGGAAAGAAAUAGAAAGCCCACGUCAUCAUGCUGUAUUAUAUUACUAGACAAUUCUUAUUUUGUGUACUAUAAAGAAAUAAAAGACUUGAUAAAACGGA
Molecule: messenger RNA, 1755 nt
Organism: Odontomachus brunneus
Lineage: Eukaryota; Metazoa; Arthropoda; Insecta; Hymenoptera; Formicidae
Gene: DMAP1
Product: DNA methyltransferase 1-associated protein 1
Exons: 5
Coding region: 295-1581 (428 amino acids)
Biological process (GO): DNA repair; chromatin remodeling; negative regulation of transcription by RNA polymerase II
Cellular component (GO): nucleus; Swr1 complex; NuA4 histone acetyltransferase complex
Molecular function (GO): transcription corepressor activity
Source: RefSeq, a predicted model, not a curated record